Molecule: messenger RNA, 1023 nt
Organism: Trichoderma atroviride IMI 206040
Lineage: Eukaryota; Fungi; Ascomycota; Sordariomycetes; Hypocreales; Hypocreaceae
Source: RefSeq, a predicted model, not a curated record
UCGGCGCUGAUCAUGACAGUCAUCACUCGUCCUACGACCUCACAGUCCAAGCCUAGAAGAGAAAUACUAGUGACCGGCGGCGCAGGCUUCAUUGGGUCAAACCUGGUCGAAGCCCUCUUAGCAAAAGGCUGCUGGAAGGUUAUUGUUGUGGACAACUUUGAUGACUUUUACUCUCCCGAGAUUAAACACGCGAACAUUGCUGCACAUCUUCACAAUCCCAACUUCAGACUGUACGAAAUCGACAUACGAGAGCCCGUUUCUCUACGCGGAAUCUUUGCCGACAACAAUAUUUCUGUUAUUGUGCACCUUGCUUCGCGAGCUGGCGUGCGGCCGUCUCUUCAGCACCCAGCUUCAUAUAUCGACACCAAUGUCACCGGUACUUUGAACUUGCUUGACUGUGCCAGAGAUUUCGGCGUGCGAAAUUUUCUAUUUGGAUCAUCAUCAAGCGUAUACGGACUCAACUCAAAGGUUCCCUUUUCCGAGGAUCAGAAGACGUGUCAGCCAAUCUCGCCGUAUGCAGCAUCCAAGGCAGCCGCCGAACUGCUUUGUCAUACCUAUUCCCAUCUUUACGGGAUUCGCUGCAUUUGCUUAAGAUUCUUCACUGUGUAUGGCCCGCGCCAGCGCCCUGAUCUUGCAAUUCACAAAUUUGCCAAGCUCAUCUAUGACGGCAAGCCGAUUCCUGUCUUUGGCGACGGGACUACUCGUCGAGACUACACUUAUGUAGAUGAUAUUAUACAAGGUGUUUGCGCUGCCAUCGACUAUGAGGGCUCUCAGUACGAGGUGUUCAACCUUGGAGAAUCGCAGACCAUUGAGCUGCGCGAAUUGAUUGGCCUGAUUGAGAGGAGUUUGGAGCGAACCGCAAUUCUUGACAGGCGCGAGGCACAACCAGGUGAUAUGUCAAUCACGUUUGCGGACAUUUCAAAAGCCAACAGGCUACUAGGAUACAAGCCCAAGACGAAAAUUCACGAUGGCAUUCCAAAGUUUGUUCAAUGGUUCUUGUCGCAAUAUCAUUGUAUGGCGUAA